AUGAUUCUAUCACUGCGAGUGAUUGCAAGAUCAUUGUCUGCCCUGCUCGUAAUUAAUCUGAUCUGUCUGCUCAUCAGAAAGCCCUUCUUACCUUGGUUUUACCACUGGAUGUUGGCGUGCCCUGUCGUAGACAAGAGAUGCAAUUUGUUCUGGCAAAAAUGGCCAUUUUUUGAGAAGCUAGUCUGGAAAAUAUUGGAUCAAAUCGAAACACAUUAUCAAGUUUAA
Molecule: messenger RNA, 225 nt
Organism: Lachancea meyersii CBS 8951
Lineage: Eukaryota; Fungi; Ascomycota; Saccharomycetes; Saccharomycetales; Saccharomycetaceae
Source: the annotation of a GenBank genome assembly